CUCACUCGUCGGUCAGCUCAGCGGGCAAAAGGAGGGAAGCAAGAAUCUUCUUUGGAUAACAAUAAAUACAAACGUGAGGAAUCUACAUACUGCACAGUGUGUAUGUUUCACUCUAAGAAAGCCACAAUGAAAUGUCCUAGCUACGAGGCUGCCAGGGCCAACAACAUGGAGAAAAGCUCUGCUAAUAUGGCUGCUGCGCAGUCCAAGGUGCUUCACAUCAAAGCUUCACCAGUGAAAGAGCCCAUUCCCAUUAAACCUCAGUGUCCACCUGCCAGUGUGACCACAGUGUUGUUCUCUCUCAACAACGACACCAGACAAGUCCACAACAAGGAAAACAGCACCAACAGAGAACUUGACAGGACUGCGGAUGAAGCGUUUGAGGACAGUGGCUAUCUGUCUCUGCACAACAGUCAGAUUUUUGAUCACGGGAAUGAGGAGGAUGACCACAUCCAGGGAAAACUCAAAGCAACCCUACUGCCUUCUGCUGCACAUCAAGAAAAGACAAUAUCACCAAAUAAUUCUCCCUCCAAAUGUCAGGGGAGGACAAACUCUAGCUGUCCAAUGUCUCUGGUGGCAGCUUCCACUCCUCGUCCCACGAGGAGAAUAGCGGCAUCCACCCCCUCCGACCAUCACAAUGACCCCAACCUGCCUAUACUGAAGUUCCAGCGGGCUGUGUGCGAAGAGCUUGCCAAGAGCUAUCAGAAGAAUAAAAGGUAUGACUGGAGCAUAGUCUCAAAGGUGGCAGAGGAUUAUAUUUUGGAUCGGGUGAUCGGAGGCCAUAUGGGUCAGGAGUACGUCGACGUGUUAACAUCUCUGCUGUCCAGGAACAUGAGAAGCAUCCUGACCAACAUCCUGGCUCUGCUGGGAGACAUGGACCUCAUUAGCUGUAAGAAAGUGAGCAAGACGUGGAGGAAGAUCAUCUGUGAGGAUACCACAGCUCUGAACAGGUGUCGGCAAGCUGAGGAUGCUCUCAGGGAAUCAAGUAGCUCUUUGAGACAAAGGGAUUGUGGUCUGACAAGAGAUGUGGCUGUGUCCAGGGUGGUGCUGUCCUGCAUGCAGACCCUGGCCUCAUCAAGCACUCAAUCAUCCUCUUCCUCCUCAUCCUCACGGAGCUGCAGGGUCAAUAGACAGACUGCUCCCUCUCAAAAGAGCAGUACAACCAAUUCCCAAUGUACACGCUUCAAUGAAUUUAUGCAGGCCGCCAACAGACUGAAGCAGCACCAGUCUCUGCGUUCCUGCAAGCGUUGCGGCUCACCCGCAACUCAUUCAGCCGAGACUCAGAGGGCUACAUGCACACGGCUCAACUGUCAAUUCGACUUCUGCACCCACUGCCAAGAGGCCUUCCACGGCUCCAUCCCCUGCCGAACAGUGCUGCCAAGAGCCCACUCCGCCUCCAAGACGACCUCAAUCAUACCAGGUAGCACUCGCAGCAAGAGGAACGUCAGGCGCCUGUGAUGGGGGUUUUAAUCACUGACUGUUUUAACUGGGUGGGUCAUCUUUCUCUGCACUGGCAGCGUUUCCAGUAGCUCGGACAAUGUGGGAAAAUUUUACCGGAGCAGUCUGGAAGUGGCUUCUAUGUGCGCACUGUGGCAAUAAGACUUGGUGUUACAUGUAGAACUCAACUGACUGAAGCACUUGUUAAAAACACAACUUGGACAAUCAACCAGAAAGUGUCAUCUGGCUAAAUCUGUUGUCGUCUCUCAGCGACAACAUAUUUGAUGCCAAAGAAGUCAGACUCAUAAGCUUUAAAUCGUACAAUUUUUAUUAUGUUUUAAAAUGAAAUUAAUGUAACUAUAUAUUGUCAUUUUUAAGUGGUUUUGUAUACAAUUUUUUUUUUGUUUGUUUUUUUGUAUAAACGUUGAUCUUCAAAGGGUCUUUAA
Molecule: messenger RNA, 1880 nt
Organism: Seriola dumerili (greater amberjack)
Lineage: Eukaryota; Metazoa; Chordata; Actinopteri; Carangiformes; Carangidae
Gene: fbxo5
Product: F-box protein 5
Exons: 6
Coding region: 103-1455 (450 amino acids)
Biological process (GO): negative regulation of meiotic nuclear division; regulation of mitotic nuclear division
Cellular component (GO): nucleus
Molecular function (GO): protein binding; zinc ion binding
Source: RefSeq, a predicted model, not a curated record